Messenger RNA from Phycomyces blakesleeanus NRRL 1555(-), 545 nucleotides. RefSeq lists its product as hypothetical. The annotation marks the transcript as partial. The transcript has a single exon. NCBI's taxonomy places the organism in Eukaryota, Fungi, Mucoromycota, Mucoromycetes, Mucorales, Phycomycetaceae. The record is from RefSeq and is a predicted model, not a curated record.
UCCAAAAAAUCACAUCUUAUCUUACCAUGUCUUACCACGAAGAAGCCUACAACAAGAUCCACGCCGUCGAUCUUCCCACUGAGGAGCACAAGGCCGAGUGGACCCACCAGUUCUUGGCCGCUGCCGCUGGCUUCGGUGCCAUGCACGCUUUCAACAAGAACAAGGCCGAGAAGGAGGGAGAGGAAGUUGACCACCAUCUUGCCAAGGAGCUCCUCGCUGGUCUCGCUGCCGCUGCCGUUGACAACCUUGCCGAGUCCAAGGGUAUGGACUGGGUCGAUCGCGAGAAGGCCAAGCACCAGGCUAAGGAGGAGGCUGAGAAGCUUUACAGCCAGCAGACUGGUUACGAGUUCUAAAUAACCAAUCAAGAAGCCAACCCUUUGCUAGAUAAUCAUAUCUUUCAUCUUUACAAAUGUAUUCCCCACCACUCCACAUGUUCUAGUCUACUGUUAUCACUCUAGACAGUUCAUCUGUAUUUAGUUGAUGUACCCAUCAUGUUUUUUUAUUAAAGAAAAAGGAUUCCUUUUUGUUACAAUUUAACCAAGUGU